This is a messenger RNA of Mesorhabditis belari, 2943 nucleotides long. The record is from the annotation of a GenBank genome assembly. NCBI's taxonomy places the organism in Eukaryota, Metazoa, Nematoda, Chromadorea, Rhabditida, Rhabditidae.
AUGUUGCACAGUGAGUUCGGCUUCGGCGCGAUGAUUCAACUGUGCGCCAUUGAGAGGUACAAAAGCGAGGCGAUCCAAUCACUAAAGCGGGCUCUCUCAAGGGUUUUCAAAUUUGAUGAAGCUUCUCAAAAAAUUGGUUGGCUAAAGUUGGCGAUCGGUGCCUCAAUCGCCGAUGAGGCGAAACUUCAGAUGAAAAACCUCUCUACACGGAUGAAUGAUCGUGAGAAUUGGACUCUUCUCUCACCAGGAGCCAUUUCUUUGUGCUAUUCCCUCUUUGAUACAGCUCAAAACCAAAAGGUGCUCGUGUGUGACGGUCGAGCAGCCAGUGUACCUGAUCUAUGGACCUUGGCUUCGACUCUACUUUCUGAAGCAAUCGGUCGCUCAGGAAACAAUCUCUCGACUCUUUUACUUCCACUCGUUUCCACGAUCGCCAUUCACUCAAAUUCAAUCAAUGUUAGCGCUGCAAUUGUGCUUAUCGAUGUUCUUGUUGAAGUCGUUCACAAUUGCACAAUCGAGGUUUUAAACAAUUACAAGCAAAUCGAGGGGAUUUUUGAUUGGGUUUGUCGAAUGCGUCGUGACAUCGCUGUCUCACUCAUCCGCACCCUUCUACCCAUUAUCAAUCAACGAUCCCAACUACGACAAUCCCUCUUCGCUGCUCUAAAACGAGAUUUGCUGAAUUCAACCUCAGUCGCUUCAGCAGUUCCCCUUCUUCUCUCACUUCUUCAAUCAAUCAGCAAUCGACGGAAUGUCACUUUGUCACAAGGCGGAAUGUCCCAAUCGUUUGCUACUUUUAGCUCACAGAGUCUGGCAAAGAUGGGAUUGACUCGUGGGGUCGAUGAGGCACUCGGGCUCGAGAUUGUCGGUGUUUUGAAACGAUGUCUAGCUCAGCCAGCUCAAACAAGAGCCGCACUUUAUUCUGGGAUCACUGAGGUUGUCCAUCGAAAUAUUCAAAUCAGUGGACCAUGUCUGGAGUUGUUGCUUUCCCAUGCGAACACCCUUCCACAAUGGUCAACAAAGGAAAUGAUUCUCACAUCAAGGACAAUGACAACGGUUCGAGAAGCGUUUCCACAAUUGAUUCAGGCUAUCGAAAGUCUGACUUGUGCCUCGAUUUCCUCAAUUCAAGCCGGCUUCACCCAAUCACACAGUGGCGGUGAUUUGUUGGUGCAAAAAGCGGAGAGUCUUCUCUUGAAAUGGGUCAAUAUUGCUAUAGAAAGGGAUAUUCAUGAAAUGGAGCUCGAUAAAUUAACGGAAUGGACUCCAACAACGCAAGAAGGACGAGGAAAUCUUCUCUUUGCUCAUCAAAUGCUUGCCGUUUACGAUGCGCUGCUUGAGUUUCUCUGGCGACGGAUCAAUUCGGAUAUCGACUCAUCAGAAAUGGAGUUGGAUCGUUUAAUUGGGAUCAUUCGCCAAAGAAAAGAGCUAUUAGAGGUUUUGAACGAAAAAACGAUUCGACAGAAGCAAGAGAAAGCUGUGAAUGGAAAUGGAGUACAAACGGGAAAUGGAGACUCAAAAUUGAUGCCAUUGAAUCUUCAAGAGGUUGAUAUUUAUGUCUCCGGACGUACGAUUUCUCAGCUCUUGGAUCGACUUCUUAAAAUGGACGAAAACGAUAAACUCUGGGAGAUCAAAGGAGAACUUCUCAAUUGGACAAUCAAGAGCUCAUUAAAAUGGAGUGAAGAGCUACGGAAAGGAGAGCUUCCAUUACAUUCAAAUGUUCUCCGGCAUAGCCAUCUCGUCAAUGUUGCUAAACAUUUUCUCGAGAUUUACAUCGGUGACGAGGUUGAUUCACCGGCUUGGACUCAAGAGAUUCCGAUGAUCUCAAAGACAAAAACUGAAGCUCUUGAAGUUUAUUCCAACAUUGUACGAUAUUCUCUUUUGAAGUAUCAAAGGAAAAUCCUUGAAUACGUUGUGCUAAUGUGGAAAGACGAUCGAACUGGUGGUGGUGAAGCUGGGGCGUUGAGUCGGCAUGGAGUUUUUCUAUUAAAUCGACUUUAUUUCGGAUUGGUGAUCGAAGAUGAGAACGCUGAGACACCAAAAAAGCGGGAAAUCGAGUCGGAGAAACAGGCGAAAAUCAUCACAAAGUUAGUGAACUCACUUCUCCUGGCUGCCAAUCGUUCCUCAACGCGAGCCUCGCACAUUUUCGUUAAAACCUAUUGGGAUAUUCUUGAGCAAAAUGAAUUCGCUAGUAUCCAAGUGCUUCGAGAUUCUCUGAAUGCUUUUGCUGACACAUCAUUGCAAGUGCAAGCGAAUGCGGCAAUUACAUCGAUCUACAAAAGGAUCUUGACAAUUGCAGAUGCUUUGUAUUCGAGAUACAUGGGAGAGGAGCCUUCUGAUGAGGACCCAAAAUGCGUGAGCAAAGAAUUUGGCAGCGCAUUCAUUGAAUUUUUAAUUUUAAUACUAGAAAAGAGUAUGCUGGCUAUUAAAGAAGUCGUUUUUCAUAUGUCGGAGUUUGUCGAGAAAGAUCAAUGGGACGAAAUCUUCACUCACAUUGUCACACGUUUAGUCACAUGUACAGAGAUUUUGCAAAAGAUGAUGCAAAUUCACACAGAUGUAGGCGUAGCAAAGGAAAAGAUCUCUACUACAUUGACUAUGUUUUAUGAUGGUUUUGAGAUUUCAAUCAAGUUGUUAUUGGAUAACGCAAAAGUUCUCAAGAAUGAUAUGGGGAAAUGGAAAUCGAUCGAAUCAUUGAGUCGACUUCUGAAAGGAGAGCUUCACACACUCUUGGUGCAUUGCGAUGAGAAUGUGGGCGAGAUCGAGCAGGAAAAGAAGAGUAAAUCGGCAACAAAAAUCACGAAGAUUCGGCGAGAGGAGAAUCUCUACGUGAAGUACACAAGAGCCCGAGAGUCACUCCAAGCAACGAUUCUACGUUUAUCAGUGGCCUUAAACGAUGAUCGACUUGAUUUACAAGUGAAGGUCGAAUUUUCAAGAACUAUAUUAUCUUAUACA